Molecule: messenger RNA, 4797 nt
Organism: Plasmodium berghei ANKA
Lineage: Eukaryota; Apicomplexa; Aconoidasida; Haemosporida; Plasmodiidae
Product: conserved Plasmodium protein, unknown function
Exons: 1
Coding region: 1-4797 (1598 amino acids)
Source: RefSeq, a predicted model, not a curated record
AUGAACAAAAAGAAAGGGAAUAAGGAAGAAGAAUCGAACAAAAUAACAAAUUUCUUUAAAAUAAAAAAAUGUAAUUUAAAAAAUGUUGAAACUAUAGAAUUUUGUGAAGAAUAUAAAAUACAAGCUAAUCAUGACAAGGGGUGUGAAGCAUAUAAUUUAGAAACUAGUCUCAAAAAAAAUAAUGAAGAAAUUAAUACCAAUCUUUUAUUAAGUAAUGAUAAGACAAUAAAAAAUAUAACUAAGCCACAUUAUGAAAAUGAAAACAGUAAUAAAUUAUGUUUAUUAUCUAAUUAUACAAACAAAACUAAACCCCUCUCGUCAAUUCAAUCAUAUAAUACAAAUAGCAUACACACUAUCUAUAACACACAAGAAAAUGACAAACAAAAUGACGAACAAAAUGAAGAAAAAAAUGAUGAAAAAAAUACCCAAAUAAAAUCAAUUUUAUUUAAGGGUAUAAAAAGAACAAAUAGUAAUGGAUUUGUCUUAAACAAAAAACAAAAAUUCGAAAGUGUUAAAGAAAAUAAUGAUCAGGAAAGCAUAUUAUUAAAAGGCCAAAAAUUAAAUCAAAUAAUUUCAGAAAAUAAAAAAAAUAAUAAUCCUAUAAAACGUGGAAGAAAACGAAAAAAAUUAUUACACGAGCAAAAUUGUUUAAAAGAAAAAGAAAGUGAAGAAAAAAAAACAAAUUAUUUUGAAAAUACCGAAAAAAUGACAAAAAUUCGGGAUGACAUAAAUAAUAUGAACAGGCAAGGUAAAAAAGACGAUAUAAAUAAAAUUAAUGAAAUUAAAAAAAAUAAAGAAAACAAAAAAUCUGUUAUAACACUUUUUGGAGAUGAUAUAAAAAUUAAAGUCAAUGUAGAUGAAAAUGUAUCAUCAGGUACUAAUUCAGAUUUAGAAAACAGUUUUACAAUUUUUAAAUCUCAAAAAAAUUGCAAAGACAAUUCAAAAUGCAUUGAAACAGUUUUAAACUCAUCGACAAAUAAAUGUGAUAUCUUAUAUGAAUGGGAAAGGGAACGAAAGUGUUCAUACAAAAGAAAUUCAAUUUCAGAUGGAGAAAAUUAUAAUUACAAAAAUUAUUUUGUUAAUACAUCUGAGGAAAAUAUAAAAGAAAAAAAAAAAUGUGAAAUAGAAGAUCAGGAUAUAAACAUGUCCAGUAAAAUAAAUAUAAAUUUUUCAAAAAAUAAUUUAUUUUAUGAUAUAGAAAAUAACAAUGAAUAUAAUACUUAUGUAUCUAUAUACAAUAAUAAUAAUAAAACAGAUUAUAGUGAUAUAUUUAAAUUUGAUGCAGAAUUAGAAUCUAAAAAAAAAUAUAAAACCAUACAAAAAGGAAUACAUAAUGAUGAGCAUAGAAAACGUCAUGGAAAUUCACGAGUUAGUUGCAUUAUAAAUAGUGAUUCGAAAAAUAAAAAAAAUAUUAUUAAUUUAAAUCAUAGAAAAUCAUGUUGGAAUAUGGAUUUGAGAACAAAUUUAAUUAUAGAAAAAACAACUCCAAAGAAAAAGUUUGAAAAAAAUGAAAACUUUAAUAUUAGUGAAAAUGAAGAAAUACAAAAUAAUAUUUCAUGGACAUAUAAUAAUGCAUUUUGCAAAAGUUCAAGUAUAAUCCUAAAUAAAACUACAAACAUAACAACCAAAUUAAAUGUGGAAAAAGAAAAUCAAACUACUAUGUCAAGAAACAGUGACUUUAAAACGUAUACACAUAAAACAACUAAUAAUUCAAAUAAAAGAAAUAAACUUAAUUUUAUAGAUGAUUUAUCACUUAUAAAAAACAUAACUGAAAAGGAUGGUGUACACAGAGAGGAAAUUGCACAAGAAAAAGACGAAAUCGAAAUGGACAAAAUCGAAAAGGGCGAAAUCGAAAAAGACAAUAUGAACAAAUUUAUUAAUAACUAUUAUGAAAUGACAAAUAAUAUUGAAGAAAAAUUAAUAACAAUUAAAAAAGAUUUAAAAUUAAAUGAUAAUGUAAAAGAUAUAUUAAAUGAAAAAAAAAAAAUAAAAGUUUUAAGAGUUUUAAAUAAACACUAUUUUGACAAAGAAUAUAAUGAUUAUAAAAAUUUAGAAAAUAUGAAAUAUAAAAAAAAUAAUAAACAUGAAAAUACUUUUCAAAAAAAUAUGUUUGUUCCAAUAAAAGAUGAAUAUAAUAAACCUCUUACUUUUUUUAUUAUAGGAAAGUUUACAUUUUUUAGUAAUUAUGUUUUAUCUAAAAAACUCAAAUACUAUGGAUAUAACGUAUCUAAUAUUUUAAGACGUUGUAAUGCUAUACUUAUAGGAUAUGAUAUAAAUCCAGAAUUUUUAAAUAAAAUAAAAAAAUAUAAUGGAUAUAUUUUUAACGAAAAAACAAUUUUAUCACAUUUUAAAAUAAAUAUUAAUAAAUAUAAAAAUUUAUUUAUUCCUAUAAAUAAAGAUAAUGGAAAAAGAUAUAAGCUAUUAAUAAAUGAAACUAAUAUAAAAAAUUGCUCUAUACAAUUAUUAAAUGAUAAAAUUCAUAAUUUUUGUAAUAUUAUAAAAUCAUUAUUAUUAUAUAUUAAUAACUUUGAUAAAUUAGAUAAAAAAAAUUUACUUAUUUUAAAAUUAAUAAAAUGUGUAAAUAAUUUUUUCCUAUUUUUACAUAAUAUAAAUUCUAAGAAAUUCAGUUUUAAUUUAUCCGAUUUUUUAUAUUCUUUCCAAAAAAAUUGUUAUUAUAUCUCUAAAUAUGAAAUUAAUCAAAAUAAUUUCCCUAAAUAUUCCUAUUUUUUAAACAAAUUUGCACAAAUCUUUUCCGAAACAUAUAUUAUUCACGAUUCAAUACACAUUCCAAAUGCUAUUCAACAUGAACUUGACAAUUUACAUUCGAUUAUAAGAUCUGGAAAUAUAGGCAUUCCAACUAAUAUAUCCAAUAUAAACGAUACAGAAAUAUACAAUUAUGAAACUUCAGAGUCAAAUUGUUGUUUAUCUUCUGGGUAUAUAUCACCAUGUUAUAAUUUCAAUAAUACAGAAUAUGAUGAAGAAAAUAAUAAAUUAGAUAAUGAUGAUAAAAAAAAGAAUGAUAUUUUAAAUUUGAGUGAAAAAGAUAUUAAAAAAAAUAUAAAAAAAUGUGAAAAACUAAAAAAAAUUACAAGUUUAUGGGGUGUUUUUUUUAGACCAAACAGUUUAUAUGAAAUAUGUGGACAUAAAAAUGAAAUAUUAUAUUUGUAUAAAAUUUUAAAAAAAAAAUUCCCAAAUUUAGAUCAAAAUGAAAAAGAAGAAAAACAUAUUAAUUCGGAUGUAUUAAAUCAAAAUGAACGAAUGAAUACCUGCGAUAUCAGCAUCGUGAAAACUGCAAAAAACUGUCAAAAACAAUGUCAAAAUUCUCGAAAAAAUUGCCAAAAAAAUCGCAUAAAAAAAAAAGAGGCAAAUAAUUCAGAUAAUAUGAAAAAUAUUAUUUUUAUUAUAUAUCCACCAAAUUGUUGUGUAAAAAGAAUAGUAGAACUGAUAUGUUAUUCAUGUAAUUUAUGUCCUAUAUAUGAAAAUAAAGUACAAAAAUAUAAAAACAUUAAUUAUUUUUUUAAAUACACACAUGGUUUAAAAGCAAUAUCAAUAUAUAAUGCAAACAAACUUGAUAAAUAUUCCUUAAUAGAAUUAAAUACAAGAAAUGAUGUAUCUAUAUGUUUGUAUGAAAAUACAAAUUAUAAUAUAAACAAUGAAUACAAUUUACCACUACUUGAAAAUAUAAAUCAUAUUCUUAUCAAAUUUUCUUAUCCUUUUAAGAAAUCAAUUUUUUAUAGAUCUUUUUAUGUUGCAUCAUGUGUUAUUAAAAAUUUAAAAAAAAAAGAAUUUAAAAUGCUAUUUGAAACUUGCAAACUUAAAGAUUCUACAUAUUCUAUCGAAAACUUAUAUAAUAAAAUUCAUUUAAUUUACUCAUAUAUUAAUUAUGUGGAAAAUACUGGAAUGUCGCAUAAUUCAAUUUUGAUAAAUAAUGAAAAAGAAAAUAAUCACGAUUGUACUAAUAAUAUUAUAAAUAUUGGAAAGGUAAAUCGCACAUCGUUUCCAAACAACAUCAUAAAAGAAUAUGUUACAAAACAUAUUUUAAAUAAAUUCAUAACUACUAAUUAUAAAGAAAUAGAAGAAAAAUACUUAUUUUGUAAAGAUUCAAAUAUGUUUACUCAAAUAUGUGUAGAAAAUGGAAAAAAUAAAUAUAUUAAGAAACAAAUGACGAAACUAAAUAAUGACUACUAUUUUUAUAGAGGGUUUGAAAUUGAAGAAAUAAAAGAUAUUGUUUACGAAUAUUAUGAUAAACUUUUUAUAAACAAUAAAGAGUUAUUUGUUUUAUCAAAUGUAGAAGAUGGAUAUAACAAUUUAAGUGAUGAUAGUUUAAAUUAUUUUCAAGGAAAAGACAUAAAAAAAAAAGGACAAAUUUUAAUAAAAAUAUUAGAACUGUUUUUAUAUUCAUCUAUUUUAAUAAAAUCAAAAAACAUUAAUAUUUUAUUAAUUGCUGCUGAUAUGGCAAUUUAUUGGAAUAAAUAUCUUUAUAUAAAUCCGUUAAUAUAUAACACAAAUUAUAAUAAGUCAAUAAAAAAAAAAAAAAAAAAAAAAUUAUAUUUAUAUUCAAAUGAUGAAACAUUAAACAGAUAUUGUAAUAAUAACAACUUUUUUAAUGAAAUAAAAUUAAAAGAUAAUUUAAAAAAUAAAAUUGAAAAAUAUAAUAAAAUAUUUACAGAAAAAACUAAAAAAUAUAAACAACUUAUGAUACAUUUUAAAUCCCCAUUUAACUUUUCUUCUGUUUCAAUUAUUUAUGAUAUUUUGCACACUAAUAAAAUAAGUGGCUUUAAUGUAAAAAAAAAAUAA